GAGAGUGGAAUUACACCAAAGACAAGAAACCGAUCACAAAUUACAAAGAAAGUAAAUUGCCCUGCAGAAAUUUAUGUUGCUCAUGUAAUGAAAUUUCCACAACACAAGGUUCCUAGUGCCUUAUUGGCUAUAAAUUCAGUACCAACUGAUCACAUGAGAAAACUUACCAAAAAGAGCAUAAUAUCUGCAUUUAAUAGAUGUUCCAAAAAAUUCACAAGAGAAUCAUGGUAUUAUGUGAGACUCCCAGAUCCAGCAUCUCAUGAAGGGCAUCCUGUGCUUGGGCUGGUGAAGGAAGAAGCAUGUGGUCAGGUUACAGAGAAUACCGUCUCCACUUCUUCUCCUGCUGAACCAAUAUCUGUGGUGAAGAAAAAGAAACGUCCGAAGAAUACAAAAUUCAGAACAAAAGAACCAGUGGAUCCAAGAGUUUUGCAAAAAAUGUAUGAACUUACCAGACAAGGGGUAUCAACUGUGAAGAUGAUGCAAGCUGCAAUUGCAGUGUUUGUGGAAGAAGAGCUUUUUCCUUUGGGUGAACCACCACCUGCCAUGUAUCGACGAUACAACCCAACUCCUUCUGAUAUUCAGAAUGCAAUGUACAAGGUAAAGCAGGAAAUGCGUCUGGAAGGCAAGAGUAUUUUACAGUAUCGAUGUGCAGCAUUAGUUAGAGAAAUAACAGAAUUAGUGGUCCAGACAGACAGUGAAGAUUAUCUUAACCAGUUAGAAGAACAGUUGCGAAAUAUCUACAAUGCUGUUCGAAAUUCGCUACCUAUUCAGCAAGUGCAGUUUAGAUCUGAGCAGGAAGAAGAAAGAAACAAGCUGGUUUAUAUGGAACCAACCAUAUCAGUUCAUGCUGAUGAUGAGAAUAAACCAAAGAGAGGAAGACGGCGAAAGCACAGUGACCCACAGGCAGAACUGAAUGCUGCAACUUACCAUCUAACUUUGGAAAAUCAGCAACUUCAUCGUGAGAAAAGUUACCAACUGAAACAAGACUCGAUGCGAACGGAAAAAUCAUGCAGUGCAGAACAGUCAAUAGCUCUUGAAGGUGUUCUAGAAAAUCAACAGGUCCAUGAAAUUAUCCAGCAAGAAGAUGGAACAAUAACAGAAGUGUACUAUUAUCAGCCUAUUGAGCAAUAUGAUCAGUAUGUAGAAGGGGAAACUAUAGAAACAGAACCUUAUCACAACGCUACUAUUAUUGUCCCACAGAACAUCAAAGUUGAACCCCCAACUAUUGAGCAUUUUAAAUAACACCAUUUUAUAUUCGGUAUUGUUCUGAUCCUGAAAUAAGUGUUACAGUGUAUCUAGUUGUGCAUCUUCAUUUAUUACUGGAGGCAUAUUCCAUAAGUUUGUAAGAAAUUACAAAUUUUGUAAGUAUAUUGUGUAACAUAGGUUAUAUUCCCAUAUUUUUGUACAUUUUUCAUGUUAGAUUCCAAAUUUCUAUAUAAUUUUAUCACCACUUCUGGUUUAGUAAUUUAUUUAAAUGUACAAUGUAACCUCAUUCAUUCAGACUUCAUAAAAACUGUAUGGAUAUCUGAAUAAUCUGGACAAAAUCUGAAUGUUUGAUAUGGAUUUUUGCUAGUCUAGGUAACAGUUAUGAGGUAGUGAAAAUGGAUGCACACAAACAGUAGAGGUAAAGAUUUAAGUGCAUUAAAAGACAUUUUAGAAUAAAAGCUAAUAGAACAAAUAGGAUGAAAGGUAUUUAAAGUACUUAACAGAUAGAGUAACAACUGCAAGUGUGCAUGGUGGAACUAGAAAGUAAAUGUUAAAGUAAAAGAGUACAAUUUAAGAUGACAUGUAUAAUAAAUAAAUUUCAAAUUUAUCGAAUACAAUUCAUGGUAACAUGUAAAAUAGGAUAAACAUGCUUUAGGAAUAGUAUGAUUUUUUUUAAAUGGUGAAGAAAAGCAAUGCAUACAAAUAUUAAAAACAAUAUUUUCUUAUGUUGAAUGUUCUCAUCAUCACUCAUCAUCAUAUAGAUGACUUUAUAUGUCAUAGUACUGUUAUACCUCGGUUCACAAACUUAAUUAGUUUGAGGACUCAGUUUGUGACCCAAAAAGUUCGCAACCAGAAUAAAUUUUCCCAUUUAAAAUAAUGUAAAUACUACAAUUAAUUCAUUCAAACCUCAGUAACUGAUUUUUAAAAUUUUUUUGUUUUUCUUGGACAAAGAAUAUAAAUAAAAAUAACCUUAAUUAUAUACAAAUACAGUAGUGCACCGAGAUAACGGACCUUGGGAAUAUCGUCCUUAUGGAUAUAUUGGUGUGGAAUGGAAAUACUAUCGAUUUGAGGGCUUUCGCCCCUGGAUCGAGCACCGAACUGUUUUCAAAUCAGCACUCUUACUAGGUAUACCAAUCGCUUACCAGCAUUCCAUGAGUUAUUGUUACUGUUUCAUUAUUAAUUUACAUUGCUUUCAUCUCAAAAAAUUAUGCUAAAGCUUUUACUGUCAGUUGAUGAUUUUAAGAUAGUAAAGUAAACCAGAAUGCAAGUGGCACAUAAUCGCUCUGAUGAUACAGUGGUCCCCCCUUAUUUGCGAGGGAUGCGUACCAAACCACCCCGCGGUUAUAGUUAGAACCCAUAAAUAGUUAGAACCCCUAUAAAAAUGCUUAAAAUGGCCUAUUUUGUUAGUUAAAACUCUAGAAAAACCCACUAAAAAUUAUUAUACCUGGCUUUUUUAAUAGUUUUAUCACUAAAAGUGCAUUUUAUGAUGAAAUUGAUAAAAAAACCCAGGAAUUUGCAGAUAUUUCUCAGAAAAAUACCGCGAAUAGGCAAAUUUCCCGUGAAUAAUAGGGGAUAUGUUCCAGAGAGAAAUCCGCGAAUGCGCGAGUCUGAAAAUCAGGAGAAUGUGAAUAAGGGGCCCCACUGUAUUUUGUAAUAUGAUAAUAUGACAGUAAUUCAUGCAAUCUGAUUAGAUACAGUUUUGUUAAAAUUAUUUUUAUUCUCAAUAUGUACAACUAUUAUUCGACUUAAGCAAAUUGAUAUACUCUCUCGCUCUCUCUCUCUGCAUUUCAUUGACUGUUAUACUUAAUGAUGAUGUUCCAUCCUUCACUGAAAAACUGGGGCGUUUUCAAUUGGACCCCUGAAGCACAGUUUGCAAACCGGAACAAAAAAUUUUUUAACAUCUGGUUGGUAACCAGAUUUCUUCGUGAACAGGUCUGUUCAUUAACCGAGGUACAAUCUCCGGACAAAACUUCCUUUCCCCCCUAGUCUGGGUUACUCGUGAAUGUGGUAAUGUUGCACUCUUUCGAGUCUGCCGAGAAAUGGGAAACUGUCUUGGCGAUAGUUAAACUAUAUUAACUUUGAAUGAAUAACAGGGGUUUUUCUGAGAUACUUUGCCUAAAUCUAUGUCUUUCUCUGUAUUCUGCUAGUGUUUUCACCCAUACAGAUGAAUAUUGUUCAGCCUUUAAGAAAUCAUUCAGUCGAUUUGCAUGAAUUUUUAUCAUUCAUUGUGUAAUAAGCCAUAUCUUUAUGCAAAAGAUAAAGAGUUCUAACUUCAAUUGUUCUUUAUAAAGGUAAGAAUCUCUCUCUCUCUCUCUCUCUCUCUCUCUCUCUCUCUCUCUCUCUCUCUCUCUCUCUCUCUCUCUCUCUCUCUCUCU
Molecule: messenger RNA, 3581 nt
Organism: Macrobrachium nipponense
Lineage: Eukaryota; Metazoa; Arthropoda; Malacostraca; Decapoda; Palaemonidae
Product: calcium-responsive transcription factor-like
Molecular function (GO): DNA-binding transcription factor activity
Source: RefSeq, a predicted model, not a curated record